Messenger RNA from Pleuronectes platessa (European plaice), 1353 nucleotides. RefSeq lists its product as uncharacterized. The record is from RefSeq and is a predicted model, not a curated record. The transcript has 4 exons. Bases 203 to 709 code for a protein of 168 amino acids. NCBI's taxonomy places the organism in Eukaryota, Metazoa, Chordata, Actinopteri, Pleuronectiformes, Pleuronectidae.
ACGAGGACGAUCCACGGUGCGCAAUUACGCGCGGGAGGAUAGAGGAAUUUGACUGCAGGGGAUUCACCGGCCACAGUUUGGGACUCCUCUCAAUUUCCAGGGAGAGAGAGAGAGAUCUAAUGCACCACGUCAUCAGCGCAGCUCCAGCCUCACCCCCUCACUCUGAACGUCUCCAUCCAGUCCUCUGUGCGCACAGGACAGGAUGGGAUGCUCCACCAGCUCCCAAACUUCAGCUGUGGACACUACUCGACCCAGUGUGAAGCCCGAGGAGAGCAACGGAACCAGCACCACAGGGGCGGCCAACAAGAAUGGCAAUGUAGCCGAGGACUGUGAAACUCUCCCGGACCAAACGCCUGCUGCUGGUGGCGACGUUACACCCGCAGAUGAACCUGCUGCGGCUGCCGCAUCUGCAGAGAACACCAGUGCAGCUCCACCAGCAGAAGAGGAUGCUCAGCCUGCAGAGGCACCAGCAGAACCAGCCCCAGCAGCACCAGAAGAACCAGCAGCACCAGCAGAACCAGCCCCAGCAGCCCCAGAAGAACCAGCAGCACCAGCAGAACCAGCAGAACCAGCAGCAGGCAGCACCACUGAGACCCCAGUGAGCUCCUCUGAACCUCCAGCUGCAGCUCCAGAGCAAGAAAAAGCAGCAGAGGCCACGGAGACAGAUUCAGACCCGAAACCUGAGGAGGCACCAGCUCCUAGUGAGUGAAGUGCAAUGUGGAUGCCAGCAAAGAUUAAUCGCCUCGAGGGUUCUUCACUUGUUCGUAUGUGUGAGUGAAAGUAUGAGUAUGUGUGUGUGUGUGAAACAGACAUCAACUUGUUGCCAAGAUGCAGACCCUGUGGUGACCACUUCCAGUCAGGGCUCCUCAGUCAUCACUGUGCCUUCUUCCCCCUCCUGCAUCACUGCUCGGGACCUGAACAGAUCUGCAGCACUUAAGUGUGUUUAAUCAAAUUAUUCAUUAAAAUGUCUACAUUCAUUAUAGCCGACGUCUGUAAUCUAACUUUAACCUGAAGAGUUUAUUCUGUUGUUUUCUAAAAAAUUAUACAAUUCUACUGAAACCAAAGCCAAAACUAUAUUUGAUUUAUGAAAUAAUGUUCAAUUUGAGGUGCUGGCUUUGAUUGUACAACCCUGUUUGUAAUGAAUAUGAAGAGCUGGCACGCUGCAGGUUUAAUGAGCACUGACUUUACACGUUUCUGAUGAGUUUGUGUUGUUUUGUUUCUGAUGUGUCAUGAUUUCUCUCUGGAAAGUCAACCUGAAAUCUGUCAUAAGCUAUGAACUUGAUUAAUUAAAAGAGCCACAUUAAAUUGAAAUCAUGAGUACUUUAUUUUUGAUUGUGCUAAAGAAAAUAUGAA